Quercus lobata is the source of this 1398-nucleotide messenger RNA. RefSeq lists its product as uncharacterized. Lineage: Eukaryota; Viridiplantae; Streptophyta; Magnoliopsida; Fagales; Fagaceae. The transcript has a single exon. Gene Ontology annotation, molecular function: nucleic acid binding; RNA-DNA hybrid ribonuclease activity. Bases 1 to 1398 code for a protein of 465 amino acids. The record is from RefSeq and is a predicted model, not a curated record.
AUGUCUUCACCCAGGACGGUCAAAGAAGUGCAGUCCCUCACAGGGAGAAUUGCGGCCCUCAAUAGGUUCGUCUCAAAGGCCACGGACAAAUGCCUCCCAUUCUUCAAGACUUUGACGAAGGCGUUUUUGUGGACGGAGGAAUGCGAAACGGCGUUCCAAAAACUGAAACGAUAUCUUAGCAACCCGCCCCUCUUAAGCCCGUCCAAAGAAGGUGAAGAUCUAUUCCUGUACUUAGCCGUCUCGGUCACGGCUGUCAGCGCGGCAUUGAUUAGAGAAGAUGAUGGUUUGCAACUUCCCGUGUAUUACGUCAGCCAGGCCUUCCAGGGUGCCGAGGCGCGGUACCCUCGUAUAGAGAAGAUCACCUUUGCCCUAAUUAUGGCUUCGAGAAAACUUCGUCCAUAUUUUCAAGCCAAUCCCAUCAUCGUGAUGACGGAUCAGCCUAUAAAAAAGGCAAUGAACAAGCCCGAAGCGGCAAGAAGAAUGGUGCAGUGGGCAGUCGAGCUCAGCCAGUUCGACAUAAAAUAUCAUCCAAGGACAGCGAUAAAAGCACAUGCAUUGGCCGAUUUUAUAGCGGAAUUCACCGUCCCUGGAAUCGUAGAGAAUAUCUGGACGGUUAAUACUGACGGAUCGUCCACUCAACGGGGAGGCAGAGCAGGCAUCGUCCUCACUUCCCCAGAAAAGAACGUCCUCAAGUAUGGAGUCCAACUUAAAUUCUCCGUAACCAAUAAUGAAGCAAAAUAUGAGGCCUUGUUGGCGAGAUUGAGAGUAGCCCGGGCCCUAGGAGCUGAGAAUGUUGUACUCAAAAGCGAUUCCCAACUCGUCAUUGGACAAGUAAAAGGGGAGUAUGAAGCAAAGGAGGCUAGGAUGCAGAAAUACCUCAAGCUGACGAACCAAUUGAUUAGCUCCUUUAAUUACAUAGAGUUCGUCCAGAUCCCCAGGGAUCAGAACGCAGAAGCUGACGAGGUGGCCCGAAGUGCCUCGACGGAGAACGAAAGUAAGAGGUUUGAUUGGAAGAUAGAAGAACAAAACUGUCCUAGCAUACAGAAACUCCAAAUUUCCUCCGUCCACACAGAACAUGGAUGGACGAGCCCGAUAUUCACAUUCCUUCAAGAAGGACGACUACUGCCUGAUCCAGAAGAAGCUAAAAAGGUACGGAAUCGAGCAGCCAGAUUUACGAUCCUUAAUGACGAACUCUACAAAAGGGGCUACUCCCAACCGUAUCUGAGAUGUGUUGAAAAGGAGGAAGCCAGGUACAUCCUUGAAGAAGUACAUGGGGGAAUCUGCGGAGAUCACACGGGGGCAAAGUCCCUCGUCAGGAAGAUCAUGAGAGCAGGCUACUUUUGGCCAACAAUGCAACGAGACGCAGCUGAUUUCGUGAGGACGUGUGACAGUUGCUAG